This is a messenger RNA of Neoarthrinium moseri, 2160 nucleotides long. RefSeq lists its product as uncharacterized. The transcript has 6 exons. Gene Ontology annotation, molecular function: RNA binding. The record is from RefSeq and is a predicted model, not a curated record. NCBI's taxonomy places the organism in Eukaryota, Fungi, Ascomycota, Sordariomycetes, Amphisphaeriales, Apiosporaceae. Bases 1 to 2160 code for a protein of 719 amino acids. Gene Ontology annotation, cellular component: nucleus. Gene Ontology annotation, biological process: mRNA splicing, via spliceosome.
AUGUACGACGACCCCGACUACCCGUCGCGCGAUCGCGAUCAAUACCGGCGAAGAUCCCCAAGCUCGAGGGACCAACCACAUCGCCCACGGCAUGACUCUUCUAGGUCCCCGGGGAGGAACCGAGCAGAUGAUCCACGUCGCCCAGACCGUCAUCAUGCUUACUCGGACCAGAAUCAUGGAGGGAGAUACGACCGAGAUCGAUCGGAUGCCUACCGUCGAAGGGAAUCGCCAGGAUAUGGCCGGGACGCACGCUCGCCUGACCACCACCGGGGUCGAGACUACAGAGGAGACCGUGGCCAGCGCAGUCCAAGAGACCAUUCGCCCUACGCCUCGCCCGACGAUGACGGAUACUACCGAGAAGGCGGCUAUCGUUCCGGCCCAGGCCGGCCCCAUCAUACCUUGAAGCUGGAUGAUGUUCCGGGCAGCAUGAGCGCGCAAGAGGUCGAAGAUGCACUGUGGGAUCUGGGCGCCAAAGAUCUGGUUGAGUUACGACUCAAAUCGGAUGACCGAUCGGGUGAUCGUCGGUGCUAUGCGUUCGCCGAGUUCAGGACAGACGAAGAUGCUAUCGAUUUCCUAGAAAGGUACUAUCCUACCCUUCAGCUCACUGCUACUGAUGGUAGCCGCGCUCGUGUCCCCAUCGCGUACAGCCGGGACCGCCGCCCGCCUCCCAAGUCUGAUGACUGGCAAUGCACAAUGUGUCACUUUGAGAACUUUUCUCGCCGGGCAACAUGCAAACAGUGCAAAGCACCAAGAUCAUCUGAAAAUGUCGCCGAGAUGCAGCUGGAUGGCAUCAGCGAUGAGUGCCCCCAACAAGCUCCGUCACAGUUCUUGGUAGUUCGCAAUCUGCCGCCAUCCGUCAGUGAAACCACUUUGGCAACCGGUAUCAAGAAACUUUAUGUGGCGAAGGAAGACGAGCCCAAGCAGCCGGCCGGAGCUCCUACUAAACUCAAGAGCACAGUCCCUGUGGGCAACACAAGUGGCCUGGGGGCCAAGGCUGGCUCCCUCGCCAGGGUCUUCGUGAUACGCGACCGACAAUCAGAUGUCACCUGCCGAUAUGGCUUUGCCGAGUUCUCCAGCUUGGAUGAUGCCCGUGCUGCCAUGGCCAAGUUCAAUGCUAGUCCUCAGUUCACCAUUGGUUCUAAACCAGUCUCGAUAGCUUACAUUCAUUCUGGGGUUUUCAUUCCUUACCUCAAGCCUGCCAGCGAACAAGAUAGCAGAUUCACGUUCGUAGCAACUCAUAACCCAUCCUUGAGGCUGAGCUACUGGAACCCAACUGUAUAUGCUAGCGAGUUAACGGUCUUCAACGAGGGGCUGUAUGAGGAAGCUACGGUGGAAAAGGCAGCAACGGACCAAAGCUCAUCCGCCGCUAAGGACUCGAAAAAGAGGAAGGCCGAUAGAGAACUCGCAGCUCCCGGCGGAAAGAAGACCAUUGCCAUGGCACCACAGCUGGCGAUGUGGGCGAACAAGCAUGCAGAGCUCCGUGGAGGACAUAAGAACUCGAACCAGAGUAGUGUCGACGAGAAGAAGCCCCCGGUCACAGGUCCGAACAGCUUGGGUGCAGUCUCUGAUCUCUCGGUAUCUUCUGCACCACAAACAGUUACCACAUCUUACGCGGAUUUGGACAAGCUGUGCUGUCUUCUAUGUAGACGCAAGUUUAUCAGCGAGCCAUCUCUGAGACGACACGAACAUCUCAGCGAUUUACACAAGAAGAAUCUGGAGGACGAUGCCUUGAUUGAAAAGGCGACCAGAGACCUCAAAGCCCUCGGCAAAGAGCCUGUGUCCAAUUAUAGAGACAGAGCCAAGGAGCGCCGCACUGCAUACCAACAGCCGAACAAACCAAAGCCUCAUGUUCCUCGGAAGCCGAAACAGCCAUCCAAGGAGAAUGAUCACACAGCGCCGUCCAAACCUGCGAUAUCGAAAGGCGCGGGUUUGCUGGCAAAGAUGGGCUGGAACUCAGGCUCGGGGCUCGGUGCUGAGGGUGAAGGGCGAACCAAAAUUAUCGAGACAAUGGCGUAUACGCCAGGGGUUGGCCUGGGAGCUGAAGGCGGCAAGAUUGGUGACGCCGCUGAAGAAGCCGCACGCAAUACGAAGAACGACUACUCAGACUUCGUGGCCAAGGCGAAGGAUAAAGCUAGACAACGCUAUGAACAGAUGGGCUAG